Messenger RNA from Scaptodrosophila lebanonensis, 3185 nucleotides. RefSeq lists its product as uncharacterized. Lineage: Eukaryota; Metazoa; Arthropoda; Insecta; Diptera; Drosophilidae. The transcript has 8 exons. Bases 658 to 2076 code for a protein of 472 amino acids. The record is from RefSeq and is a predicted model, not a curated record.
AUUGUUAAAAUUGCUUGCAUGAGCUGCGCUUUUUUAUUUGUUUUAUAUUUUUGCACAUUUCUCACUCACAUUUUUCUGUUACGCUUCUACUGACGCUUACGUCAUUUGUUCGAGCGUUGCUAAUUUUAGCUAAUUUAUUGCAAUAUUGUCAGUAGUUGCUGAUGUUGUAGUUGUUGUAGUUGCUGUUUGCUUUUGGCCCGAUCGCCAGCUUGUAGCUCUGUGCAUGACGAUUUGCAUUGCCGCAUUUCAGUUUCGUACGACAAUUUGUGUGAGUCUCUCUGCCUGUCCGCCUGUCCGCCUGUCUGUGUUUGGUGUAGCUCUGCAACAAUGCCAACUUGAUAUUGUUUGCCAAACAAAGAGUGUAUUCGUGCAACAUAGACAUAAGCAUAAGCGGCGUUUCGCAUAAGCGACAUCCGACGCUUCCAGUUUGAUGAUAAAUUGACGCUUUGUGUGCGCCACCUCAUGUCAACAAUUUAUCAAGCAACAAAUACAACAAAUUGUAUCUGUUGACCCAAUUCCGAGCCAGUUACGAGUGCUGCUGUGGAAAUGCAACCAAUUUCAAUAAUAACAAAAAUCCUAAACAGAUUAUAGCACUCGGAUAAGUGGGCACAACAAGCCAGAUUUCAACUGCAACUGCAACCUCCACUGCAACAUUGUAUGGCUCUCACCAUGAAGUCAUACACACAAAUACUCUACACAGCGCUGCAUAUAAUUAUAAUUGCAACUUUAACGAUACACGGCGCACAGAUACCGACAUCUGCAAAGGAUGCCGAAGCAGCUUUAAACGAUCCCGAAGCGGCAGCUGCUGGAGCGGAUGGCACGUCCACAGCGAAGCCGGUCAUUGAGCCAAGCGUGCGCGUAAAAUGCCUAUCCGGUUCAAUGCUGAUCACAAUCAAAGAUGCGCCAGUGAAUCAUGAGACUGGCCUAUUUAGUGGCAUGAUCUAUCCGAAAGGCUUAUCGAAGAACUCCACAUGCCUCAGCGAGUACAGAGAUCAUGUGGGUGCAUUGCGCUACAAGUUGCCACUUCGUAGCUGCAACACGAUGCCCAAGGAAACGGAUGAUGGCGGCAUUGAGUUCUUCAACACAAUUGUUCUGCAACCACAUUUAAAACUCAUCACCGAUCUGGGCCGUGGCUAUCAUGUCCGCUGUGCCUACAAGAGCCGCGAUGCGGCCAUCAAGCCCAAGAAGUAUUUGCGCAAACACGCACAAAAACCGCAAGCAUUCCGUAGCGUCAAUGGGGAGUCUAACGAUCGACGUGACUACGGCCGAUCGCUGGACAGACAACGCGACGAUGAAUUAGAUGAGGAGGAUGUGUACGAUGAGCGCGAUGUGGCGCAGGAUGAUAGCAACGAUAUGACCACUAAUGAGAUUCCCAUGCCCGGCUGCCACAUGAAGAUCUACAAUGAGGAACACAAGAUCGCAGAUGAUGUGAAAAUCGGCGAUCCCCUAACCAUUGUCAUCAGCAUAGACGAACAGAAGUUAUUCGGACUGCAUGUGACCGAUUGCAUAGUGCGUGAUGGUCUCGGCUGGGGAGAACAACGUUUGGUGGGAGAGGACGGCUGUCCCAUGGACAACGAGAUCAUGGGCCAAUUCAACUACACUGAGGAUCGCCUGGCGGCCAAUGUCACCUUCCCUGCACACAAGUUCCCCUACACCACGUCAGUGUACUAUCAAUGCAAUGUGCGCUUGUGCGCCCUACAGGAUCCUACAUGUCAGGAGGCACCCGUGUGCAGUGGUAAGCGACCCAAGCGACAGACAUUGACUGAUGGCAAGGAAGAGGAUGGCUUGCCCGCAACCAUUGAAGUGUUCUCCGGCUUGUAUGUUAACGAGAACGAGAACGCCAACGAUAGGGAUGAGGAUGCGGUCUUCAAAGAGAAGACUCUGGAUGAUGCUUUGUGCGUAUCGCAGCGCACCUUUGCCAUAGCCAUCGCCAUUGCCGGCCUUAUAUUGAUGCUGGCCGUUGUUGCCGCCGUGCUCUGCAUAAUGGCACGUCGCAGCACGAAGACGGCAUCCAACUCUGGCAGCUCGAUUUACAGUGGGCCCUAUACGAACACCGCCUUCUCGCACAGCAGCUAAGUGCGCGCACACACACACACACACACAUAAGGCGUGGAGAGUGUGAAAAUUCAAAAUUUGAUCAUUUCCAAAAUUGAACAAUUGAACACUCAAAGUGUUUAAAAUCCAUUUAGUUUCGUAGAGUCUUGAUGUGCGAUCCGAUCUUUCGUGCAGCCGGUGCCGCUGCGGUAGUCAAAGCCGUCGAAGUGUUUAGUGUCUGUAGCUUGUAAGGUCACAAGAGCAGUUGGGCCCAACUGCCUAGACUUAGUGUUACGCGUAGUUUUUAAUUUGCAAACCUCGUGCAGAUAUUACCAGGCAAUGGAGCCGCUCGUUCUAUUGCCCGCUAAUGUCGCAGAGUUGUGGGGCACGCGACUCUGUUGGCCACAAACGGUGUUGGACUCACACACUUUUAUCAAAACACUCUGUAGCAGUGCAGUCAUUUGCAUAAUUUACUCUAUUUACAAUUAGUUUAAAAAAAAACACACACACACACACACACAAUCGAACUAACAACGAAUGCAGCCGACGCUCAGGUGAUAUUUGUAUCUUAUCUAAAGCUAAAGCAAACUAUAAUUUAUUAACCUAAUGGGCACUUUACUACCAAAGUUCCAAAACACACACACACACACCCCCUCACACACACACACACUUUGUUCUUAGUUGAAUCUCUUGUGCGAUUUCUAGUAAUCUUGUCAUUUGUUUAACUUACUCGUAAACUAUUGCACUAUAAUUAUUUGCAUUAAUGUGUAUGCGAAAUACUCGCAUUACGCAUACGCCACGUACGGGCAGCCCUUCUCAGAGCGAUGCCGUCCCACUAUAAUACAUACAAUACUAUAAAUAAUGAAUAUAGAUGCCUAUCAUACAUAUGUAAAUGAAUAAAUGAAUAAACAAUGCCAGCUGGCAUUUUUUGAACUUGUAACAAUUCUGAAAAUAGUUAGAUUAGAGCCUUGCACAACUUCAUUUGAGCAUUUCGGCCAGAUAAAGCUUAUCUGAAGCUGUGCAAUGCAAAUUAUUUGAAAAUCAAAAACCAGAUGUGCGAGAGGACCUAUUUUUUAAAGCAAUUUUAGUUAAACAUGUAAUCUAAUCUUAAUCAACGAACAAUAAAUUUAAAUUGACAAUAUAAAAAUAUA